GCAUCUCCAAUUGGCCCAUCAACCCAUAACUCCUUAAUUAUGACCUAAAUAAAUUACAUUUUUUGUAAGGAACAAAGCACUUUGAUCGCAUUGAUGCAAACAACCUUAGCCAGCUACUUUAUCUUCGUCAAACCUUUCGUCUCGAAUGACUGGCCUCGUUAUGGAUUGAAACAGUUGACCUGUCUUGUUCACUGAAGAAGAGCAACUUUAUUUUUCGAGAGUUCUUCUCGAGUUGAAAACCAAAGUUCACGAAAGUAUUUUGGGUUUAGAUUCCUUACGUUAAACUUAUUAGACAUGUUUUAAAUAGCCCGUCGGCGGUUUUCACCGUGAUUUCAGAGGAACAGCGAAAAUAUGUCAGAGGAAAAAGAGAAGCUACUUUCUAAAGAAUUCCUCUUCUCUGACGAGUAUGAAGCUGAAGAGGAAGAGACCGAUGUGAAGACCUACUCUUUCCAGACAUUUUUCAACAUUUUCAAUGCCAAUAUGGGUACAGGAAUUCUUGCCAUGCCAUAUGUUAUACGUUUGACAGGYUAUUGGGGUGUGCUUCUUAUCAUUCUGGUAGGGAUACUUGGAAACUAUACCGGCAAGAUACUCAUAAAAUGCUUGCAUGAGAAYACUCCAGAAGAAAGCUUUAACAAACAUACGUAUGCCGACCUUGGGGAAGCAUUUUGGCCGCGAUAUGGGCGUCGAAUGGUCCAUAUUGUCAACUUUGUCGAGCAAUUCUCCCACUGCAUUCUGUUCCUGAUAAUGUGUGGCACCGUGAUGCACCAUACUUUCCCWGACAGUGGGAUUUCGGAGAGUAUCUGGAUUACGAUCACGUCGCUUCUAGUUCUGCCUGUAGCUUACGUGAAGAAUAUGAAGCAUAUWUCACAUAUCAGUCUGUUGACKGUGAUCGUCGCUAUGGGAUCGUCGACUUGUGUUCUUGGGUACAGUUUGUAUCAUCAUGGACAAUGGAAAACUCAUAAUUUCUCUCCGUUCAACUUCAGGCAUAUGGCAAUAGCCAUGGGAAUUGUCACCGUUACAUAUUCCUCGAAUGCGUACUUGCCAGCCAUCGAAAAAUCCAUGAAAUACCCGGCAGAGUUCAAUGCYAUGAUGAAUUUCACSUACACCCUCGUGACCAUUAUCAAAUACAACUAUGGYAUUCUGGUUUUCUUCUGUUUUGGUAAACACACCGAGCAAAUWAUGACGCUAAGUCUACCAAGUUCACCUUUCCGCGUCUUCCUUUCGGUCGCUGUCAUCAUCACUGCUCUUCUGUUCUACGUUGUGCCGAUGUUUACACUUUAUCACAUCUUUGAGAACGAGCUGGAUAUUCCAAUAYUGAAGAAACURGGYAAUGAGCCUUUGAAAUGCAACACGUACUGUACGCCGAGACGCGUUUCAAGAUUUCUCAUCAUUCUCGCGUCAAUUGUGGUUGCAAUAUUUGUACCACAUUUUGGUCUUCUCAUGUCGUUUGUUGGAGGGUUGACUGGAACCUGUCUGGUGUAUGUGUUCCCUUGCUUAUUUCACGUGAAACUCCACCAUAAAACACUUCCUUGGCAUAACAUUGCCCUAGAUGUGAUGAUUAUAAUAUUUGGUGUAGUAAGUUGUACAUGUGGGGUGGUAUACUCAGCUUUACAAAUCGCUAAAGAGUACGAUUUCUAUAAGAUGUGGGGUAUAGAACCCGAUACUGAUUAAACUAUAAGUAAAAUAGAAUAGUUCCCUAGAAUAUAUAAGCACGGAUGAUCUAAGCGAUAGAUAAUGCAACCAAAAAUAUUCAAUGGUAAUAAUAAAAGGGAUAAAUAAAUGGAA
This is a messenger RNA of Exaiptasia diaphana, 1785 nucleotides long. Its product is annotated as vesicular inhibitory amino acid transporter-like. NCBI's taxonomy places the organism in Eukaryota, Metazoa, Cnidaria, Anthozoa, Actiniaria, Aiptasiidae. Bases 352 to 1671 code for a protein of 439 amino acids. The transcript has a single exon. The record is from RefSeq and is a predicted model, not a curated record. Gene Ontology annotation, molecular function: amino acid transmembrane transporter activity. Gene Ontology annotation, biological process: amino acid transmembrane transport. Gene Ontology annotation, cellular component: vacuolar membrane.